CCCCUUAGAUAGACUCAGACUCUUUUUCUCCAUUUUGCCUUCCCACACAAAACCAGAACCAAUAUUGCAUUCUCAUUCAUUCCUCUUUUCUUUACUUCUUUCCUCUUUCUACUCCUCAUUGUAUUCUGUAUUCCAUUUUCCCAACAAAGUUUAUUGCUUUUCUUCCUUCAUUCUUUUGUUUUUCACUGCAAUUUGCCAUCUGGGUUUUUUUUUUUCUCUCAAUCCAUGGAGAAAGAGGUGUUCAUGAACGAGGGAACACAACUCACCUGGAAUUCUUGCACUUUUGGCAUGGAAAUUCAGGCCAACGACCUCAAUUCAGCAACAGGGCAAGUACCCAGUUACUUCCUCAAUCCCAAUUGGGAGAACUCCAUGGAUCACAGCGAUCCCUUUGAGUCUGCAUUGAGUUCCAUGGGGUCUUCUCCAGCAGCGUCUAAUGCUGCCGGUAGUUCUGAUAAUGUGAGAGAAGUGAUUACAAGAUUAGGAAACUUAAGAAGCAGUUCUGGCGAAAUUUCACCCAACUAUUGUGUGAAAUCAAAAAGUACUAGCAAUUCUGGUUACAGUACUCCUUUGAGUUCACCCCGUAUGCUUAAUCUCUCCAUGGUGGAUUCGCAGAUCCGAGGGAAUUUAGCACUUUUGGGGAAUGAAUUGACAAACUUGGCACCACUCUCUGUAGACCCUGGAUUUGUAGAGAGAGCUACAAGAUUUUCCUGUUUUGGCAGUACCGAAUUGCCUCAAAGAUUAGUUCCCACUCCCAGAAUGGAAUCUGGUAUGCUUUCAAGAGUUACAAGCAACCAAUCUAUUAAGGUUGCUGGAUCUCACCAAAGCAACAAGAACUCACCGCAGAAUGGGAAUUCUGGUAGGUUAGAGAAUGCAGAAAUUGGUGAUUCCAAGGAGGAAUGUUCUGUAUCUGAGCAGAUCCCAGGUGGGGGCUCAAUCACCAAAAGCAACAAUGGUACUAAUGCCAGGAAAAGGAAAUCAACACCGAGGGGAAAGGCGAAGGAAACCCCAUAUCCAUCUGCUAGUGAUGCCAAGGUUGCAGCAGAGAAUGAUGAAUCCACUGCAAAGAGAAACAAGCAAGAUGAAGCUGCUGCUUCCGGGAAUGCAAAGGAAAAUGAUGAGAAUCAGAAGCAAGCUAAGGAGAAUCCAAAGCCACCGGAGCCACCAAAGGACUAUAUCCACGUCAGAGCCAGAAGAGGUCAAGCUACUGACAGCCAUAGUCUUGCUGAAAGAGUACGGAGGGAGAGAAUAAGUGAGAGGAUGAAGUUUCUCCAAGAUCUUGUUCCUGGUUGCAAUAAGGUGAUUGGGAAAGCAGUUAUGCUUGAUGAAAUUAUUAACUAUGUGCAGUCUUUGCAGCGUCAAGUCGAGUUUCUAUCUAUGAAGUUAGCCACGGUAAAUCCUAGAAUGGACUUUAACAUGGAAGCCCUUCUGUCAAAGGAUAUUUUUCAGUCUCCUGGAUCUUUACCACACACCAUUUACCCAGUAGAUUCUUCAGCACCAGCAUUCCCUUUUGGGUAUCAGCCCCAGCAAGGGCUAAGUCUGCAGGGUGGAAUACCUAAUAACAUGGAGAGACAAUUCUCACUGAACCUACUAAAUCCAUCAGCGCCUCGAAACUCAAGUAUGCAGUUCACUUCCAUGGAUGGCUUUUGUGAUACUGCUCCUUUGGUUCCUUCAUUUUGGGAGGAUGAUCUCCAGGGUGUAGUCCAGAUGGGGUUUGGCCAGAAUCAACCGCAGAACUUUCAUGGCUCAAUGACUGCAGGACAAGUGAAAAUUGAGCUGUAACUACCACUGAACAACAAGUCAUGUAUUCAUUCCGUUGAGGCCCGCCAAGGAGAGAGGCUUCUAUUCUAUGUAUAGAGACCAGCAAUUCCUGUUUGCUUGGAGAGAAAGAUUUCCUAAUUUUUACCCUCUUUUUCCCUGCUUUUUCUUGUUUUCUGCAACUCAUUCUUUAGGGUUCUUAUUAUUACAAGAAUUCAGCUUUUGUGACAUUCUAGAACUAGCUUCAGUCAAUGUUGUUUCGUCCAUGGUUUCUAUGUAUGUAGCAUAUGGGUAAAUUAAGAAAAAGGAGUUGAUUGGACAGAAGAAUUUUUACGUAUACUUUUGUUUCAACCAUGUCUUCUGUCUUAUAAAUUGAGAAACAUCAU
This is a messenger RNA of Rubroshorea leprosula, 2141 nucleotides long. Lineage: Eukaryota; Viridiplantae; Streptophyta; Magnoliopsida; Malvales; Dipterocarpaceae. The record is from the annotation of a GenBank genome assembly.